AUGGAAGAUGUCACAAUGAACGUUGGGAAGCCUCUCAAUGGGAGGAAUCUGAAGAGUAUGGGACUAAUUGACAAGGCAACUUGCCUCAUCACUCCCUCUACCACCCCCACACUCUCAACCACAGUUACAUCAUCCUCCACUCCACCUACCAUAAAUAUUCACGCUCCCAUAGAAAAAUCCAAAUCUCAACAACCAACAACCUCACUCCCUACCUCAUCUGAACCUACACCAUCCAUACCAACUCUUUCUAAACCAAACCCAUCUAACCAAACCUUUCCAUCAGAACCUACAACCUCUGACCCCAUCCCUCUCAGAACCAUCAUAUCUUCUCCUUCAUUACCUCUUUAUAACCUCCAAACAACCUCCCUCUCAAACUCUGAAGCACUCUUGCUCAACGAACCCUUAUUAUCAUCCCUCUCCACCACCCCUAGAUCCCCUUCUUAUUAUGACCUCACUUCUAACUCUGAACAUUCUAGUUCAAAUUACCCUGACCCACCUUCCCCAAACCUAGAAGACCUUCAAGCCACAACCGAUUCUGAAAGAACCGAGUUUGUACCAGAACCCUUUGAACCAAUUCCUGAACCCUCUGAAGCCGGACUCACACUACCCAUAUUUGAUGAGGCAUUAACAAAAUUCUCAGAGAGUUCAUCUUCUAGGUUCAAGAAGCUCUCUGACAAAUCCAGCACCAGUGAGAAUCCUUAUGAAGUAAGGACUAACUGGAAUGGAUUCACCAGAUGGAUGACUUCUGAGAUCUUCAAGCUGAAGGGACUCUCUAAACAAGUCAGAAACGACUUCAUUAGAGAUGCUGAGGAGAGGCUAAGGGCUCGGAUGGCAAAGGAAGAGGCUGAGAAGGAUGAAAGGGAAGUUGCUGAGAAAGUAGUUGCAGAAGCUGCUGCCAGGGAGGCUGCUGAGGAAGCAGCUGCACAAACUGCUGCCAGAGAGGCUAUUGGGAAAGUAGCUGCAAAAGUUGAUGCCAGAGAGAAAGCUGAGCAAGAAGCCGAAGCAGCAAGGGCCACUAAAGUUGCUCAUAAAGCUGCAUCUGAGAAAACCACUGAAGUUGCUCUAACUCAGGGAGAGUCUUCAGCAGCUGAUUUUUAUCCUUUGGUCAUCAAAACUCGAGAAGAGUUGCAGAAGGAGCAGCAACUAGUCAGAACCAGACUCGACAAACAAGAUCAGGUCAACACCAGCAUUCAGAGUUUAUUAGUUGAGCUACUUCAUAGGAUGCCUCCUCCUCCUAACCCUUAA
This is a messenger RNA of Lathyrus oleraceus (garden pea), 1245 nucleotides long. Its product is annotated as cell wall protein DAN4-like. The coding region runs from base 1 to 1245 and encodes 414 amino acids. The record is from RefSeq and is a predicted model, not a curated record. NCBI's taxonomy places the organism in Eukaryota, Viridiplantae, Streptophyta, Magnoliopsida, Fabales, Fabaceae. The transcript is spliced from 2 exons.